Heterostelium album PN500 is the source of this 1029-nucleotide messenger RNA. RefSeq lists its product as uncharacterized. Lineage: Eukaryota; Evosea; Eumycetozoa; Acytosteliales; Acytosteliaceae. The transcript is spliced from 4 exons. The record is from RefSeq and is a predicted model, not a curated record. The coding region runs from base 1 to 1029 and encodes 342 amino acids.
AUGAAUCUAAUUAAUAAGGAUAUAAUAGCAGCUGAAGAUGAUAUCGUUAUCGAUAAUGAUUAUUUAAUUAAUAGAAAUAUUAAUAUUGUUGAUAACAUAAAAAAUGAAGAGAAUGCCACCACUACAACCAUUAAAUUAGAUAAUAUAAAACAUAUUCAACAGAAAUUCGAAUGGGAUUGUGGGUUGGCGUGUUUAGAUAUAAUAUUAGAUUGGUGGCAACAUCAAUCAACUUCAAACUCUUCGGAAGUAGAACUACUGACUACCACUGCUACCGCUGUUGAUAUUGAUACAGAGAAUAAUAAUAACAAUAAUAAUAAUAAUGAUAAUGAUAUGGUACCAGAUUUACAAGAAGACGAUGAGAAUAGCAUAGAUACUAUUGUAUCAAUUAGAAACAUUAUUAAAACCAAGUCGAUUUGGUCGAUAGACUUGUCAGAGGCACUCUAUACCAUUGGUAUUAGACACUGCUACUUUACAACAUCGAUCGGAAUGAAUGAAACACACAAGCAUAAACCUUUUUAUGUAGACAAUUGGGACUCCGAUGAAAAUAGGAUACUCGAUCUUUUUAACCUCUCUAAAGAACGUCAACCACCACAUCUAUUCUUUGGCGGUUUGGCAAUCAACGAACUCAUCAAGCACAUCAAGAAACAGUUACCUGCAAUCGUAUUGGUAGACUCUAACUUUUUACAUUGUAGUAGGUGUAGAACAAUAAAUGGUAUCAAUAGUAGCAGCAGCAGUAACAACAACAACAACAACAAUGACAAUAAUAUCAACAACAAAAACGAUAAUAAUAAAAAGACAAAAUACACAGAUAAUAACCUACAAAAACAAUUCAAAAGACAACAAGAAGAAAAUCAAAACAGAAAUUUCAAUGGACAUUUCAUUGUGAUUGCUGGUUACGAUCAACUAUCAAAUGAAUUAUUAUUCAUAGAUCCUUCAUUAAAUCAAGAUUAUUGUAAAAUAACAUUAAAUGAUUUCGAAUAUGCAAGAUCUCGGCCUGAGAUAAUAGCAUUAUCAAUAAUUUCGAAAUAA